AUGAAGACCCUGCCAUGUUUGUUUUUCUGGCUUCUGGCGCAGUGCGCAUAUACAUCGGCCGAGACGACAGAGAGCAGCACUGAUAGGAGCUCAACAACCACCACUUCUUCAUCCUCAUCCUCAUCAGACACUACCACUGGGUAUAUCGUUGUUACAUCGGAAACCUCCGUCGCGGUUCCUACCGGCGACUACAUCAGCUAUACCACGACUGAGAUUGUGUCAUCCGCCGAGCUCAAUGCCACGGCCUCAAGCAACGCUACAGCCACGACCUCCACAACCGCGACAGAUGUUGUCCUCGUCGGAACAGGCUCCAACAGCACAACAACAUCUUCCACGGCCACAGCAACAAACACGCAAGCAUGCAACGGCUACACCGAGUUCUGCGAAAGGAAAUAUUCCAACAUCACGAUGGUAACGGCGCACAACAGUCCGUUUGUCAAGAAGAACAACAUAGCGUCGAACCAAGACUACGACGUCACAAUUCAACUGGAUAACGGUAUACGAAUGGUCUCUUUCGAGGCACACUAUUAUGAAGAUGACAUCUAUCUCUGCCACACCUCCUGCGACCUUCUCAACAUGGGCACCCUAGAGGCAUACUUGACAACCAUCACAAAGUGGAUCAAGAAAAAUCCCUACGAUAUCGUGACUGUCCUAAUCGUCAACUCCGACUACGUGACUCCUUCAAAUUUCACUGCACCCAUCAAGAACUCCGGGUUGAUCGACUACGUAUACGAGCCCUGGAGUAUCCCGAUGAGCCUGGACGACUGGCCUACCCUCUCCGAAAUGAUCCUCACUGGGAAACGCGCAGUGGUUUUCAUGGACUAUGAGGCCGAUCAAUCGGAGUACCCCUAUCUUUUGGAUGAAUUCUCCCAAAUGUGGGAGACGCCGUUUUCACCGGUCAACCGUUCAUUCCCUUGCACGGCACAACGCCCCGUCGGUAUCACCGAGAAAGAGGCCAAGAACCGCAUGUACAUGGCCAACCACAACCUAAAUCUGGAGAUCAUCUUUGAUGAUAUAGACAUAUUGAUCCCAGACUCUGCAGAAAUCAAUGUGACGAAUGCAGUCUCGGGCUACGGAAGUUUGGGGGUUAUGGCUAAUAACUGUCGAAGUGAUUGGGAUCGACCGCCGAAUUUCCUUCUCGUCGAUUAUUACAACGAUGGUAACUUUGCUGGUUCGGUUUUCAAAGUUGCUGCCGAGAUGAAUAACGUUACUUAUACCGGCGACUGCUGUGGAGCAUCAUCGGAUGCUAUGAGGAUCAGCAGCGCUUUAAGUGUGUCUUCUUUGGUUGCUCUUGUGAGCAUUUUCGUAUCAUACUUGAUGUAA
This is a messenger RNA of Penicillium verhagenii, 1323 nucleotides long. Its product is annotated as PLC-like phosphodiesterase. Gene Ontology annotation, biological process: lipid metabolic process. Lineage: Eukaryota; Fungi; Ascomycota; Eurotiomycetes; Eurotiales; Aspergillaceae. The coding region runs from base 1 to 1323 and encodes 440 amino acids. Gene Ontology annotation, molecular function: phosphoric diester hydrolase activity. The record is from RefSeq and is a predicted model, not a curated record. The transcript is spliced from 3 exons.